AUGGAGAUCGCCUUGGUCACCUGAAGAAACGGCACCACGGCCAUCGAAAAGGAAGAGAACCGGUUGGGGGGAGCAGCGGUCCAAGCGGAGGAAGGGCUCUUGCGUCCCCCCCGGGGGCAGCUCAACGACGGAGCCAAGGAAGGGUUGCCGAGGAAGUCCGGACGCAGCGGUGGUGGGAGAGGAAGAGGGCCAGGGUGGGCGUCCUUACACCUCCCCGAGUCAGUGCGACAGCAACCUCUUGGACAGGGAGAAGAAGGAGAGACAAGCUCCACCCUGGGCAUGUCGGAGGGUGAAGGUUUAGGGUCAUCUGCCCUACAUCAUCAGCGUGUCCUCAUCAACAUCUCGGGCCUGCGUUUCGAGACUCAGCUGGGCACCCUGGCUCAAUUCCCGGACACUCUCUUGGGGGACCCGGCCAAGCGUCUGCAUUACUUUGACCCCCUGCGCAAUGAAUACUUCUUCGAUCGCAACCGACCCAGCUUCGACGGCAUCCUCUACUACUAUCAGUCCGGGGGCCGGCUGCGGAGGCCAGUCAACGUCUCCUUGGACGUGUUUGCUGAUGAGAUCCGCUUCUACCAACUAGGGGAUGAGGCCAUGGAACGGUUCAGGGAGGAUGAGGGCUUCAUCAAAGAAGAGGAGAAGCCCCUGCCUCGGAAUGAGUUCCAGAGACAGGUCUGGCUCAUCUUUGAGUACCCAGAGAGUUCUGGCUCCGCCCGGGGCAUCGCCAUUGUCUCAGUUUUGGUCAUCCUCAUCUCCAUUAUCACCUUCUGUCUUGAGACUCUACCUGAGUUUCGGGAUGAACGGGAGCUCCUUCGCCAAGCCCAGCUGCACCAACAUCAUCCAAUUCACCCGCAGAGUACUAAUGCCAGCCGAGGUGGCAGUCGGGACCUGCAUCUUCUGCCUCAGGGGCCCACAGUAGCCCCUAUGGUGCCGAGGACCCUGGCAGACCCAUUCUUCAUUGUGGAGACCACGUGUGUAGUGUGGUUCACCUUUGAGCUUCUGGUACGCUUCUUUGCUUGCCCUAGCAAAGCAGAAUUCUCCCGCAACAUCAUGAACAUCAUUGACGUGGUCGCGAUCUUUCCUUACUUUAUUACCUUGGGCACAGAACUUGCAGAGCAACAGCCGGGGGGCGUAGGAGGAAGCAGCAGCUCCAAUGGACAGCAGGCCAUGUCCUUGGCCAUCCUGCGGGUCAUCCGCCUGGUCAGGGUCUUCCGUAUGCUUCAAACUUUCCGCCAUUCCAAAGGCCUACAAAUCCUGGGCAAGACCUUGCAGGCCUCCAUGCGGGAGCUGGGGCUCCUCAUCUUCUUCCUCUUCAUUGGAGUCAUCCUCUUCUCCAGUGCUGUCUACUUUGCAGAGGCAGACAACAAUGAAACCCACUUCUCCAGCAUCCCAGAUGCCUUCUGGUGGGCAGUGGUCACCAUGACUACAGUGGGCUAUGGAGACAUGAGACCAGUGACGGUAGGGGGCAAGAUUGUGGGAUCUUUGUGUGCCAUUGCAGGUGUCCUCACCAUAGCUCUGCCUGUGCCUGUCAUUGUCUCCAACUUCAAUUACUUCUAUCAUCGGGAGACAGACAAUGAAGAAAGGGCAGCCCUCAAGGAAGAACCAACCAGCACCAUAGGCCAGGGCUCAGUACAGGACAGUGUGAAUCAGCUGAAGUCUAGUGGGAGCAAAGGGUCCUUUACUAAAACCCUAGAAAACAUGGAAGGGGCCCACAGAGGAAGCUGCCCCCUGGAAAAAUGUAAUCUGAAAGCCAAAAGCAAUGUAGACAUAAGGAAAUCCCUCUAUGCCCUUUGCCUGGAUACAAGCCAGGAGACAGAUCUGUAGAGGAGAUGAAGACAGCCAGGUGGGGAUCUAAAAGGGGGAAGCAGAAUGAGGGGACUUGAUAGUGGAAAUCUAUUCCAUCCCACUGAGUAUUCCAAGACUAUUCUCCAACCUGAUUUUCCCCUCAUUCCUUCUCCCCUUCUUUCCCCUUUUCUUUUUUUCCGUGACACCAAAGGGUCACUUAUUUUUAAAAAGCACUACAUUCCAUGACGCAGGAAACUGCUGAAAUGGUGAGUGCAGUAAGAUGUAUGUAUUUGCAGUCCUGGUCGGUCACUUUUAGCCAUUAGUGGGAAAACCCAGAGAAGAACCUUUGGAAAAAACCCAACAACUAACGAGCUUAAAAGCAAGGGUUUUUAUAAACCCCAGAUACAGUUGCAAGUUUGAGUAUAUUUAUUUGAGCAUAGAGGGGAAAAUGUUAUUCUUUUGUGGCAGGUGAAAGGAACUUUUAUACCAUAGUUCAGGUAUUUCUGACAUAUUUUUUUUCUUUCUAUAUAAAUAUAUGUUGUGCUUAUGGAUGGAAAAAGUUUGUACUGCUUUUCUGGGAACCACUAUUUCACCAGCACCUUCCUUAUACAGACACUUGUUUCUCAGUAUAAGUCUGUCCUAAUUCUCAUGUCCACAACCCUGUGUAUCUCUGGAUGUGAUGUAAACUCAAUGAUUUAGCUCUAAAACAGAGACACUUUCUGGAAAGAAAGGCAAGUCUGUGUGUGUGUGUGUGUGUGUGUGUGUGUGUGUGUGUGCCUUAAGUAAUUGGUGUGAUUUUCUUUCCACACAUUUUAAUGAAGUUGGAGGAAGAUUUCUUAGAAUUCCUUCCUUUUAUUUUUAUCCUCGGAAAUAAAACAUUACCUUAUUGAGGGCAGUGUUUGUUUUUCUACAGUUGAUCAAUUUUUGUGAUUAAAAAAAUUCUCUUUGUCUUUCUGGUUUUGGAGUCAGAGAAAAGACCUUGUGUAGUUUAGAAAGCUAAUAUGUGAGGUACAAUAAUAUUCUUUGAUUUGUUCAGAAUGUGUUUAUUAAAGAUAUCACUUUAACAAGCUUUUUUGCCAAGGCACCUGUGCUUCUUGGACCCAACGUCUACUAGGCAAUAUGGAUCCAGUGAAAAAACAACAGGGGAAUAGACCCCCACAGUCUCCUGGGAGUUCUGCACUCCCCCCCCCCCCCCCACCGAGGUUGAACUCUGCUUAACAGCACUGAACAGCUCUGAGGACCAAGACAGACUUUUCUCAGACAAUGAAGUCUGUUCAACAGGAGCUUUAUCCCAUCAUGGAGUCACCAAGAGACCUGUGUUUGAUGGCGUAUACCCCCUUUGGUAUGCGGGAAAGCUGUUUGUUGCUUUUACCAUGUACAAUGGCUGCAGGGGAAUCUGGGGGAUUUGCUCAUUCACAUUAAAUGUUGAU
Molecule: messenger RNA, 3212 nt
Organism: Dromiciops gliroides (monito del monte)
Lineage: Eukaryota; Metazoa; Chordata; Mammalia; Microbiotheria; Microbiotheriidae
Gene: KCNA5
Product: potassium voltage-gated channel subfamily A member 5
Biological process (GO): potassium ion transmembrane transport; protein homooligomerization
Cellular component (GO): membrane; voltage-gated potassium channel complex
Molecular function (GO): protein binding; delayed rectifier potassium channel activity
Source: RefSeq, a predicted model, not a curated record